UUUCAGAAUGUUCAAUCUUCAAAAACGAAUCAACGGCAACAACGAGGACGGUCGGUAUCUUGAAACCCGCAUCGCCGUCCGUGACAAGCUCCUAGCUCAGGAACUCCAACAGCUGGAGACUGCUCUUCGCGAUCAGAAGCAAAAGCUGUGGCAUCUCGAGGUCCCAUCAACAUCGUGUCUUCAUGAGUUGGAACUCACCGUGACACCUCAAGAAGGAAUCUAUCGUGGAGGCAAAUUCCGAUUCAAGAUCACCGUCCCGCCAGAGUACAACAACGUGCCGCCCGUUGUUAAGUGCCUGACAAAGGUUUGGCAUCCAAAUAUCAACGAGGACGGAUCGAUUUGUCUAUCGAUUUUGCGUCAAAACUCGUUGGAUCAAUACGGAUGGCGUCCAACGCGUAACCUCACCGACGUCGUCCACGGACUCGUCUCACUGUUCAACGAUCUUAUGGACUUCAACGACGCGCUGAACAUUCAAGCCGCCCAGAUGUGGAGUCAGAAUCGCGAAUCGUUCAAUCAUCGUGUUCGGGAAUACAUUUCUAGAUAUUGCUAAGGACCAACGGAUCGGAUUACAAAUGGCCUGUGAAUUGACCCCCCCUAUGAAAUUGAUUUUGAUUCUAACUUUUCCCCCACCUCUCAGACUUUUUCUAACUGUACUUUUUGAAAGAAAUAAAAUUUAUUCUUGAGAAAU
Messenger RNA from Caenorhabditis elegans, 688 nucleotides. RefSeq names its product NEDD8-conjugating enzyme ubc-12 (gene ubc-12). The coding region runs from base 8 to 550 and encodes 180 amino acids. Gene Ontology annotation, molecular function: NEDD8 transferase activity; NEDD8 conjugating enzyme activity. Lineage: Eukaryota; Metazoa; Nematoda; Chromadorea; Rhabditida; Rhabditidae. Gene Ontology annotation, cellular component: cytoplasm. The transcript is spliced from 2 exons. The record is from RefSeq and is marked reviewed. Gene Ontology annotation, biological process: protein neddylation.